Hevea brasiliensis (rubber tree) is the source of this 5024-nucleotide messenger RNA. Its product is annotated as putative disease resistance protein At3g14460. Bases 535 to 4608 code for a protein of 1357 amino acids. Gene Ontology annotation, molecular function: ADP binding. Lineage: Eukaryota; Viridiplantae; Streptophyta; Magnoliopsida; Malpighiales; Euphorbiaceae. The record is from RefSeq and is a predicted model, not a curated record. Gene Ontology annotation, biological process: defense response to other organism. The transcript is spliced from 4 exons.
AAAAACAAAAAAUUUUUGUAUCUUAGAAACUGUGAAAUUUCAAUUAUGUUUCUGCCUGCCAACUUCCAUUGUGUGCUCUGUUUUCUCUAGCAAUCUGCCUCUGUGCUUUUUUUCCUGCUCUCAAACUACACUCUCUUAGAAGUUGCUUCCAAGUUCCGUUGUUUUGUGCUCUCAAACUACACUCCCUUUUUUUUUCUUUCUGCUCCUAAACUAGAAUCUCUGAGUUUUCAAGGGUUAACUAGAAUUCCCUAUUUUAAAAGUUUCGAAAAAACAAAUAAAACGGAGGUUGCUGUCGUUCUUUUGGCUUCUUCGAUCUCAUUUUGAAUUUAUUUUCCCCCUUAUCUUGAAAGAAGAAGGAGAAGAAGAAGAAGAAAAGAAGAUCUUAGCUGCAUCUGAUCCUGAGGCUGUUGGAAAGGGUGGAGCGAGCAGUGCUUAGCUUUUUUGGAAGAUACUAAAGUCAUUAAAGAUAUUGGAUCCUUGAAGGUUUGUUUCCUUAGAUCUCCUUCAUCAGUUUUCUCCUACAAGGAGCUAGCCAUGGCAGAGGUGGUAGCUGGAGCAUUUCUCUCCAGCAUGUUCCAGUUUUUGUUUGAUAAGAUGGAUUCUCCCGAUAUUGUUGCCUUCUUCAAGGCCCACAAACUCGACUCUGUACUGGUGAGGAAGUUGAAGAUUGCUAUGAUCACUGUUACUGGAUUGCUUGAUCACGCUGAGGAGAAGCAAAUUGUUGUGCCUGCUGUGAAGAAGUGGCUUGAUGAGCUCAAAGAUGUGGCCUUUGAGGCCGAUGACUUGUUGGAUGAGAUUUCUUACGAAGCUCUUCGGUUGGAGUUGGAAGCUGAAUCUCGGAUUAAAAAGGUGAGCAGGCUUUUCUCUUCUCAUAAUCAAUUUGAAAUGGCAGUCAAUGAAAAAUUAGACAAGAUCCUUGAGCUAGUUGAAUAUUUAAUAAGACAGAUGAAAGCCUUGGGUCUAACACUGAGAGAGGGGAUUGGAGAUAAACCAUCAUCUCAGAGAACACCAACUAGUUCAAUACCAGAUGAUGCAUCUAGUAUUUGCGGCAGGGAAGAUGACAGAAAAAAAAUCAGAGAGUCCUUGCUAUCUGAUGGCCAUGGCGUUGGUGUGAUUUGCAUAGUUGGGAGUGGCGGCAUGGGCAAAACCACCCUCGCUCAACUUGUCUACAAUGACAAAAAAGUACAUGGACACUUUGAUAUCAAAGCAUGGGUCUAUGUCUCAGAAGAAUUCAAUGUCUUCAAGAUAACAAAAGAUAUUUUUAGCCAGGUGUCUUCCAAGACUAGUAAGGCCAACGUUUUGGGUGAGCUUCAAGAAGAACUGAAGCAAGAAUUAGAGGGAAAAAUAACUGAUACUUGUGGUAAGAUCUCUUCAGAGCAUGGUAAGGUUGAGGAUAUCAAUGAGCAUCAACAAAAGCGAAAGCAGCCAAAAAAAUUGUUGCUCAUCUUGGAUGAUGUCUGGAGUGAUAAGGAUAAUGAAUGGGAAAGUUUACUAAAGCCUUUGAAGUUUGGGGCACCAAGAAGUAAGAUUGUUGUUACAACUCGAAUUGAAAGCGUAAAAUCAGCUAUACAUAAUAACCAGAUGAUCAUUCACCUAAGUCAUCUUUUGGAGAAAUUAUGUGAUGGUGAUUGCUGGUCCAUGCUUGCAAGAUAUGCAUUUCAUAAUGGAAUUUCCAAUUCAUCACAUUCAGAUUUUGAAGCUAUUGGUAAGGAAAUAGCCAAAAAGUGUGGCGGUCUACCAUUAGCGGUGAAAACAAUUGGGGGUCUCCUUCGAUCCAAGAGAAAUGUUGAGGAAUGGAAGAAGAUAUCACAAAGCAAUAUGUGGAAUUUAUUGAGUGACAAUAUCGUUCCAGCUUUAAAAUUGAGUUAUCAUUAUCUCCCAUCGCAUCUAAAGCAGUGUUUUGCCUAUUGUGGAAUAUUUCCAAAGGGUUAUGAAUUUUACAAAGAGGAUUUGGUCCGUUUAUGGAUGGCAGAGGGUUUUAUAGUACAAGACAAAGAUGGUAAUGAUAGUACAGUUGUGGGUGAUGGAUAUUUUAAUGAUCUUGUGUCAAGAUCUUUCUUUCAGAUGUCUGGUGUCUCUCAGAAAUGCUUCGUUAUGCAUGACCACAUGCAUGACUUAGCUAGAUCAAUAUCUGGAGAAUUCGGUUUUAUAUUGGAGGAUAAAAAUUUAUUUGACAAGGUUCCCAUAAAGACUCGAUAUUUAUAUGUUAAAGGUUCUUCAUGUGGCUAUGGUAACUUUGUCAAUGAAGGCCAACUUUUACGCACCUUCUUUUCAGAUGAAUGCUUUAAUGGAAGUUGCGAGGUCAUGCAUUCUUUAUUGCCAAAACUCAAGCACAUAAGAGUGUUGUCGUUGUGUAAGUACUGGGAAACAAAGUUACCUAAUUCAAUUAGUAAUUUGAAGCAUUUACGAUACUUGAAUCUCCGCAGAGCAUGGAUCAGAAAGUUGCCCCAAUCUGUGAGUAGUUUGUAUAAUUUGCAAACUUUGAUUUUGCGUGAUUGCAAAUAUCUCAUUGAGCUACCUACCAACAUGGCAAAGUUAAUCAACUUGAAUUUUCUUGACAUAAGAGGAACAAAUUUGCAAGGAAUGCCACCGCAUAUGGGUAAUCUAAAGAAGCUACAAACGUUGACAAAUUUUGUUUUAAGAAAAUCAAUCAGAUCGGGUAUUGAAGAGUUAGGAAAGCUUCAACAUAUAAAGGGAGAGCUUAGCAUUGAGAAUCUACAAAAUGUUAGCCCUGAUGAUGAUUUGGAAUCCAUUCGGUGGGUUAAUAAUGAGAACCUUAAGAAAUUGGAGUUCAAAUGGAGUGGUGAAAGCAAGGAUUCAGAACACGCAAGAAUUGUACUAGACAAAUUGAGACCUCAUGAGAAGGUGGAAAAUCUUUGCAUGGUGGGUUAUGAGGGUACAAAAUUUCCAGAGUGGGUAGGUGUCCCUUCGUCAUCCUUAUCAAAUUUAGUAUGCCUGAAGCUCAGUGAAUGCUACAACUGCUCUUGUUUGCCUCCGCUUGGGCAGUUAGCAUCUCUAAAGGACCUCUCGAUCACAGGAUUUACAAAGCUUGUGUCUGCGGGGCUUGAGUUCUAUGGAAGUUUUCGAUCACAAAUGAAGCCAUUUAAAUCCCUCACAAUCCUGAGGUUUGGAAGGAUGGGACAGUGGGAGGAGUGGAAACAAGAAGAUGGAGCUUUCCCACUCCUCGAAGAGCUUUAUGUAGAAGAGUGCCCCAAACUAAUAAAAGCCCUGCCCACUCACUUAACUUGUUUAAAAAAGCUUGAAGUUAUGGGAUGUAAAAAGCUGCUUGUGCCUUUACUUCGAAUGCCUUCUACCAUUCUUGAUGUAAUGAUAACGAAUGGUUUUGAUGAUAAAGCGAUGUUAGAGAAAUUGCCCUCUGGAAUGCAUCGUUUAGAAAUUUCGGGGUCAGACUUGGUAAAUUCACUAUUUGAAGGAAUAGAGGAAGUGGAUAGUCUUAUCUCUGCUUUAGAAGAAAUCGAAUUGUCUCUAUGUGCAAUCAAGUGCUUUCCAUUGGAGUUUUUCCCCAUUCUAAAGAGACUUCACAUCAAUCAGUGUUCAUAUUUAAAAUCCCUCUCUGCAACUGAGGAAAUUCAAGGAGAAAGUAGUUCUUGUCAUAAUUUGACUGAGCUUUCUUUAUUCGAGUGCUCAAAUUUGAAGGCUUUGCCUGAAUGUAUAUGCUCUCAUCCUUCCCUUGUGAAAUUGGAAAUUAUAAAUUGUAGAGAACUUGAGUUAUUUCCAAAAGGGAGUUUGCCAUCCAAAUUAGAAUAUGUUGACAUCAGUUAUUGUGAGAAACUCAAAAUCAAAGUCAUUAGUAGUAAAUAUGAAGGAGAAAAGGAAACGCUUCUGCUGCCCUCCGCUGUCACCUGUCUUAAAAUCGAUACCCUUCAAAAUUUGGAAUCUCUCAACUAUAAGGGGCUGAUACACCUUAGAAGGUUAAACAUCUGGAACUGCACUAACCUCCAGUUCAUGCCAGAAUGUAUGCAAGCGCUCCUCCCUGCCCUUGUGGAAUUGGAAAUAUAUUAUUGUCCGAAACUCAAAUUCAAAGUCAUUGCAUCUGGCAACGGCAGUAAUUACGAAGAAGAGGAAACACUGCUGCUGCCGACCUCCACUCUCAGCUGUCUUACAAUCCAACUCCUUCAAAAUCUGGAAUCUCUUGACUAUGAGGGGCUUAUGAAACUUAGAAAGUUGCGCAUCUGGGACUGCCCUAACCUCCAGUCCAUGCCAGAAAGCAUGCAAACGCUCCUCCCUUUCCUUGUGGAAUUGAAAAUAGGCAAUUGUCCAAAACUUGAGCCAUUUGUAAAAGGAGGUUUGCCUUCUCGAUUAGAAUCACUCGGUAUCAAUUGCUGCAAAGGGGCAAUUGUGGGGCUCAUGAAACGCGAUUUCCGGGCGCUGCCAGACAAUGAAGUGGAAUCCAUACCAGAAGAGACGCUGCUGCCUUCCUCUCUUACCACUCGUCAAAUCCAGUGUUUUCCCAAUCUCUAUUAUCUAGAGCUUCAGCACCUCACCUCUCUAGAAAGAUUGAUUAUCCUAGACUGUCCUAAUCUCCAGUGCAUAGAAGGUGACAGACUGUCCUCUCUUUCUUGUUAUGUUAGCGAUGGUGCUUUCUGAGUUGGCAGUGAAUGUGAAGGCCUAUAUUUUCGCUAACAUGAUCAGGAAAGCAAAAAGAUGUUGAAGACAAUGGAAAUGGAGAAUAUUGAAGCAAUGAACUUGAUUUGGUGCAUAUAGCUAUGAUGCUUGUUGCGGGAUCCUGUUGCUGUAUUUGUAGCUCUGGAUGUGUGCAGCCGCAUGUUGCUCUGCUGCUGGCUGGGUUGGCAUUGAUUGGUUACGCAAUUCUUUGAGUAUUUUGCUGCUGAUUGUUGUUGCUUCCUGGGUGGUUUUGUGGCUGGUUUUUGUACUGUGAUAUAAAAUUUGCGUCAUCCAAUAGAUCACACAUUUAUCUCAUGCAUGCAUGUGAUAUAAAUCCUUUGGCUGUUAUAAUAACAUAUUACUGUUAUAUUAUUGACUUAAUAAUUUAUAUUUUUUUU